AUGCGUCCGGUGCAGAUGCACAUCUAUACCGACGGCUCGGCUUGUGAGCGUACGAGCCGUAGUGGAUAUGCAGUGAUCCUGCUGAUGAAAAUUGGGGCAGCAUGUGCCAUUUUUGGCAUUCUUGGUGGACCCCUGGAAGGAGCCGACAGCUGUGCAUGGUCGCUAGAACAGCUUGCGGCACUACAUGCUGAACAGGUCGCUGUGGCGGCCGCACUCCUAUGGCUCCUGCAGCUGCGAUGCUUCAUCCCUCGGAUCGAGGCACUGAUGUUUGUGGACUGCCUUGCUGCGGGCAGGGCAGCGACAGGACAGUGGGCUCCGCCUAAUGAGCUGGCCCAGCGAAGCCACAGCUUGGAGUUGAUCCUCCGUGAGAUCGAGGGGGUCACGCUCCAGAUUCAGCACAUCAAAGGCCAUGCGGGCCACGGCUGGAAUGAGGUUGCGGACGCGGUGGCCAAGAGCGCAGCCAAAGGGGAAAGUCUCCCCUUCAGCCCCCCCAGCCACACAAUCCGGACCUUUAUGACUGCCAACCUCGAGUGGAUCAGUUUCGAUAUGGCAGCCAGAAGGACGGGGUCUUCUUGGAUGGAUGAGAACUGUAUGUGCUGGCCGGAGCAAUAUGGUACUACUUUCCGUCUAUCUCCGCAGCAAUUGGUGCCUACUGUUGCGGAGGAUGAAGGCCUAUGGCCUAUUGUGGAGGCGGAUGGCAGUGAGUUUGUGCUGUCGGCGUGUUCUUUCAAUGUGCAAGGACUGGGCAGUGCACAUCGCUACAUGGAAGAACAGUUCGACUUCUACGGCUAUAACGUGGCGUUCCUGCAGGAGACAAAGAGCAAUGAAGGACAAUGCUCUAGUCGAAGGUUCUACCGAUUGAUGUCCCCGGCGGAAAGACACUGGGGUGUGGCUGUGUGGGUGAGCCGGCAAAGAGGUUUGAUGUCCAUCAACGGCAAGCCGAUCUUCCCCUCGGAGGAGAACAGCAAGGUCCUGUUCACGGGCCCUCGCCUGCUUGCGGUUCAGUUCGAUGUCCAGGGCUUCAAGGUUGGCAUGAUUGCGGGACAUUGCCCGCAUGCAGGCCGGGCCAAGGAACGAGAUGCCUUUGUCACUGACCUGAGGGAAGUUCUGAGCAGGAUGAAGCGUUGGCCCUUUGUACUUCUGGGGCUUGAUGCCAAUGCUCGAUUCCCGAACAACGUGCUCCAUGUCACAGGGGAGUUGGUUGUUGAUGAGCCGGAUGCCAAUGGUGUUAUUCUUACUGAGGUUUGCCGUGACCUCGGGCUUUGGGCCCCGGCUACCUUCGGCCACCUGCACAGAGGGGAGUCUGCUACGUAUACCCACUGCACUGGAGAUGAAAGCCGCAUUGACUACUUCUUGUUGGGAGGUGGCGCGACAAUCUCUGCCUGCCACAGUGCAGUCAAUGCUGAGCUUGACAAUGGCAGCCCCAAUGUGGACCACAAGGCCAUCACUGUCAGUGUUGCGGGCAGGAUGGGCAAGGGGGCGGUGAGAGCCAGGCUGAAGAGGGUCAAGUAUGACACGGAAGCCAUGGCCACGGAGAAAGGUAAGCUGGCGGUCCAAACUAUGUGUUCCCAGUUUGAACAACCGCGGUGGGAUACAUCACCAGAUGAGCACUGUCACUUGAUUGAGGCCCACCUCCAGCAUUUCAUGUCGGAUCACUUCUCCAAGACUGAGGGUCCUGAGAGGGCCUCCUACAUCCCUGAGGAGGUCUGGCGUCUUCGCCAAAUGAAGAAUCUUUUGAAGUGGAGGACACGAGAGCGGCUACAAGGCUGGCAGCGACUCCUUCCCAUUGCACUCCAGGUUUGGUGUGGUGGCGGUGACCAGUGCUUGCUGCCGCGGCUCCGGAAACAGACGGUGAUGUACCAGCUUGUCGCGGCUGCUGUCAAGUUUGUUACUCACCGCAUGCGCAAGAUGAUUGCGGAGGCCAAGGACGGCUUCCUGCGCCGUGUUGCGGCAGAAGGGGAUCAGGGCGUAUGUGCGAUCCUCAACCGAGCCAAACGUGCAGGCAUCGGUGCACGUGCCCGAGCCCCAGUUCGACGUGACCUACCGAAGCUGUUGGACCCGACCACUGGUCGACAAGCAGAGACAGUCGCGGACCGAGAUGAUAUUUGGUUGCGCUUCUUUGGCGAGCAGGAAGCAGGUCGAAUAAUGGGCACCCAGGAUUUCAUUGAAGAGGCCUCAGUUGGUUUGGGCGAGGAAAGCCCGGACUGGGAUUGGCACCUUUUGCCCAGUCGGCUUGACAUUGAGAAGGCCCUUCGAAGGUUGCCCAAGGGCAAGGCUGCUGGUCUGGAUCAGGUCCCGAGCGACCUGUUGAGGGUGUGUCCCAGUGGCUUUGCAGCUCUACUACAGCCCUUGUAUGUCAAGUCCUUGGUUCUGGGACGCCAGCCACUUCAGUGGCGAGGUGGUGUUUUGUUUGAGAUGUUCAAGCAGAGUGGAGCCCAGCCCGAAGUCGCCAACCAUCGCAGUAUCUACAUAUCAAGCUUCCUCGCCAAGACCCUCCACAGGGUGAUGAGAGACAAGGUCAAGGAUGAAACUGAGGCAUUCCUUCACCCGUUGCACUGCGGGACUCGUCCGGGCCUUCCGGUACUCUUUCCUUCACUCUUUGUCCUGGAGCACUUGAGAAAGUGCCAACAGACAGGCCUCUGCUCAGCGCUGCUUUUUGUCGACACAAAGGCAGCUUACUACAGGUUGGUCAGGCAGCUUGCUACAGGAGAUCUUCGAGUUGGUCAGAAGAUAGAGGCGCUGUUUCAUCGGUUUGGUCUGGAUGGAAGUGACAUCGAAGCCCUCUCGGAGCUUAUCCUCAGUGGGGGGAUGUUCAAAGCCGCGAACAUCCCAGACCCGAUCAGGGCUGCCGCUGCGGAUUUCCAUCGAGCUACCUGUGAAGGGCAAAGGCUCUACUCGAAUCAGGAGGCGAUCCCCAUCGUCCCUCACUACAAGCACCUUGGAUGUAUGGUGGAUCCGACGGCAAGACUUUUGCAAGAGGCUCGGCACAGGACAGCUCUUGCAGCCACGGCGUAUGACAGUGCAAAGGAUUUGUUGUUGCAGAACCGCGACCUGGUCCUUACUACGAGGGUUGCUCUGUUCCGCACGACUGUGGUUGCGACCUACUUCAACUUGGGAGUAUGGUUGACUCAUGGGCCAGCCUGGAGACACAUGAGUGACGCGUUCUCGCGUCUGGUGCGGCGACUUCUGUGCCGCCUUGUCCCGGAGAAGGAGGUGUACAAAAUUCCCACCCCGCUCGCGCACGUCAUCACUGGAUGUUGGCCCCUGGAACAGUUCGCCAGGCGUGACAGGAUCUUUGCGCUUGUUUCAUUGGCGGCCACUGGGCCCCCGAUCCUAUGGGCAGCUAUCCAGACGGCUGGUCAAUGGGCGGAACAGCUUUGUGAUGACCUGAGGUGGUUGGUGGCUGGAGAUCAGUCAAACUGGCCAUCAGUUUGUGCGGCAGCAUGGCCCCAAUGGUGGCACCUCUUAAGGGACCACCCAGAGAGGGUCAAGCGGCGUGCUGCCAAGCGGAAUGAGGAGACUUUCGGGCAAUAUAAGUCUCAGGCGAUUGUGGACCUGUGUCUUUGGUACCUCUUUCGCAGUCUUCGACCCGAGCCAGUUGGUGCCAGUGACAAUGGUUCGUGGUGGUGCAGAGUUUGUGACAAGAUGUUCCGUUCGAGGGCGAAUCUGUCGGUGCACUUUUUCAAAGCUCAUGGACGUUGUGCAGAAUACCGGCGCUACAUUGACUCUACGGUCUGUGGGGCCUGCGGCAAGGAGAAGCUUCAGCGGACUCGUCGCCCCAGUUCCGCACUGGCCCCAGGAUAUGGGAGUAAGCGGCGGAGACAGCGAGAAGCGGAAACGUUCACCCCAGCUCCGCCUACGGCACCUACUACUUCGGUAGCAUGGGUUGAAAAGCCUUGGUCCACGUGUCAGGUGCAACUACACAGUGACUUGUGUGAUGUUGUUCUGGAUGCACCACCCAGUGCAGACUUUGAGGAUGAGCUCUGGCGCAGGGUUUGCAAGUACCCCCUCUACACUGAGGAGAUCCAGCAGGUUGUCCACUACCUUGUCGAGGAGAUGGAUUUGGUGGCUCAGGAUCGUGACUUGCAGCAAUGGACGUCGCAACAGCUUGAUACACUGCUGAGUGCCCUUCAGCAGGUUCUUGCUAAGGAGCCCCCACAUGCUGACGAGACCCAGCGAGGGUCUGAGACUCUGCAUUCGCGGGCGAGUUUUACCAAAGCAGCACAGGAUCUUGACUGGCUUGGGGCGAUCUCUCGCCAGUGUGCGGACUACGUGACCCAGGACUCCACGCUGUACACUCUGACUGAAGAUUGGGAAGUUGUAUGGUCUCAGAACAGGGGCGUGGAGUUUGAUGCAACCGUGAUUCGUGAUCCUCUUAGACUUUUGCCAAGGACGUUGUGGAUGCUCUGGAAAGACUUUCUAAACGAAGGUUCCCCGGAGCUUGAAGCACCACCGUCCUUUUGGUCCCACCCUCUUGCAGCGGCCUUUCUGCCGUUCAGGGUGCAAUGUGCAGUUAAUUAG
Symbiodinium sp. CCMP2592 is the source of this 4521-nucleotide messenger RNA. The record is from the annotation of a GenBank genome assembly. Lineage: Eukaryota; Dinophyceae; Suessiales; Symbiodiniaceae.